This is a messenger RNA of Gadus morhua (Atlantic cod), 1280 nucleotides long. Its product is annotated as macrophage mannose receptor 1-like. Bases 153 to 1280 code for a protein of 375 amino acids. Lineage: Eukaryota; Metazoa; Chordata; Actinopteri; Gadiformes; Gadidae. The transcript has 4 exons. The record is from RefSeq and is a predicted model, not a curated record.
CAGAUCUAUACUUUUAUUGAGCGUGUAUAUGUUCUACUUGUAUGUACAUAUUAAUUUCUAGUUGUGUGUGCUGGUCAUACUGUAUGCAAUGUAGGCUGAUGCAGUUUUUGUUGUACAUUUUUAAUGCUAAAGGUGUCAACUGAUGAAGUGAAAUGUUGUGUUUUUGUUACAGGAUGCAGGAGACCAUACUGCUCUUCUGUCUUUCAGGGCUCUUCCUGGGCCACCAUGCCUUUCCUCCUAUCAAAUCCUACUACUAUGUGGACCAGAAGCUGAGCUGGACCGAUGCUCAGCAACACUGCAGGGAGCGGAAUGCGGACCUGGCCACCGUAGACAACGUAGCGGACCUCCAGCACCUGCAAGAGUCCAGAACGGGCUUUAAUUACGACGAAGACUUCAUGUGGAUCGGACUUUAUGAUGACCGCACCCGUUGGAAGUGGUCCCUCGGAGACCAAGACUACAAAAUUGGCCAAAACUAUGGAACGUGGCAUGGUAGUGACCCAAACUUCUUCAAUAACGAAGAGAAUUGUACAGGCACUACCCCUUCAGGUAGCUGGUUCGAUACGUUGUGCCACAAUCUAAAAGCUGCAGUUUGCUUUGAUGAUGAAGAGUCCAACUACAUCUUGGUCCAAAACCCAAUGACUUGGUACGAGGCGUUGCAAUACUGCCGGUCUCACUACACUGACCUGGCCAUUGUGCGCAACGCGGCUGAGAACGGCAAAUUAUUGGCACUUAAUCCACAAUCAUCAUGGAUUGGUCUCCACAGACAUCCGUGGUCCCACUGGUCUGACGGAAGUAGGUCAACCUUCUUGAAUUGGGCACAAGGUGAACCAAACAACUAUGGUGGCUCCGUUUCUCCACGUUGUGCAGCAAUUUAUGGUACCUCAGGGAGUUUUAUUGACCAGGAAUGUGACUAUUGGUAUAACUUCGCCUGCCAGAGAAAACCAAAACAACGCUCAAUCUUCAAGUUGAAGAUCAGCUCUGAAGCCGACAUGACAGAUCCUGUGGUGGGACAACAGAUUUUGGAACAGGAGAAGGAGGCGGAGGACGUCGUCUACCCGUUGUGGCGACGGACAGGCCUUCAUGGCGACUGCAUCAAGAGACACCCCGAGAAAGACUGUGCUCUGCGAUGGAACCAGGCAACUCUUCGUGAGAUUCAUCCGGAGACCCAGGUGGGCCACAUGGGAGAAAAGAACAGUCGUUUCCAGAGUCUGGGAUCGCGCACAGAGGAGCCAGUCGUCCAGAUAUGGCAGGAUCGUCAUGCUCCGCGACUGCAGAGGUGA